GGGGGCUCCAGGGGAGAGGAAGAGCCAGGCCACCUCCACUGCGCUUGCCAGCGGCACAGACCGGGUCCCCAGGCGUUUGAGGCUUUUGGAGGAGCUCCGGGUGGCGCCCCCUGCCCCGGCCCUCGCUGACUUCGGGUUUGGCGCAGGUGGGCAGAGCAGGGCACCGCGAUCUUUCCGUUCCCACAGAGGGAUUUCUCUCCCUCUCUGUGAGGGGGAGGGGCCAUCCUGAAAAUAUGUAAAUAUCCAAGCGCUGGCUCCAGGCUGUGGCGCCUGCCAAGGUCCCAGCGCCGCCGCAGGGUGUUUCACAAGAAAAGGAGAAGCCUGCCGGGAUCUGUGCUCUAACGAGAGGCAGCUUGGUGAUUAGCGAGCCUGGGCGGCUGCCCUGCUUCCUGCCCUUCAAUAGCCGUUCUGCGCGCUGGCUACCAGGCGGCUGUGCCAGCGUGCGGUGUCGAUCGACCGUCAGGCUCCGCAUCCUUGGCAGCCAUGGCUCCCGUCGCCGCCUCGGCCAGUAAGUAGGAGCAUGCAUGUGCAGGGGGCACAUGCGUGUCGGGGCACACAUGCGCGCGCGCGCACUCAUACACGCGCGCGCGCAGGCACGCACACCACCUUAAGCCUGGGAAGGAGCAAGAUUGACUAGACGCUGCAGCCGCGAGGACGACUCCCGCUCCUCCGAUCUGGCAGAGCCCGCCCGCCGCAGCUGCUGUCUGCAGAGCUUGCUCGGAUCCCUGCGCACACGCGUCCCCCAUUCCUGCCUCUGUAAUGAAGACUGCCUCCCAAGGACUGCGGGGGAGGCAGAGCCCGCCUGCGCCCGGGACUGCGGGCCGCGCGGCUGGUAGGCCCAGGGGGACACGACUUGGACACUGUCAUCCCCACGCCUUGCGCUGAGCCGCCCCUCCGGCUUCCCGGGUGCCCGAUCCCGGGUCAGCCCCAGAGGCCUCGGCUUCCUCAUUUGUUUGGGUCUUUUGUGCCGGGGCUCACAGUUGGCUAAGCACUCCUGCGCUGAAUCGGGCCAUUGUCUGCGCUCCCAUUGCUUUCACACUGCAAGUCUCGGCGCCCCCACCCCGCCCUCCCCUCCCCGCCUCCUCCUGGCCGGGGAGCCUCCUAACGUGCCUUUCCCCCCAGGAAUCUGGAAGCUAUAAGCCGGGCGGAUUGCAAAUGAAGUGUAAUGCAUUGUGGGACGUGUGUAAAAUCGGAGCCUUCGCUGUGGGGGGGUGUGGGGGCGUGGGGAGGGCCGGACCCGCCGCUGGCGGUGUAGACGCCGACGACGAGGGGCUGGGAAAAUGCGCGCAGAGUGCGCCCAGGUCGUGCCCACCGUAGACGGAUGAAGCCGCGCACUGCGCCCCGGCGCUGAGGCCCGAGGAUCCGGGCAGCAGGUCGCCCUCCCCACCAUGAAGAAGACCCGGAGCACAACCUUGCGGCGAGCCUGGCCUAGCUCGGAUUUUUCGGACCGGGCCUCGGACCGCAUGAGGUCCCGCAGCGAGAAGGACUACCGCCUGCACAAACGCUUCCCCGCGGCCUUCGCGCCCCAGGCUUCGCGGGGCUACAUGACAUCAGGUGAUGUAUCACCGAUCAGUAUGUCUCCCAUCAGUCAGUCUCAAUUUAUUCCACUCGGGGAGAUCCUCUGCUUGGCCAUCUCGGCAAUGAACUCGGCACGAAAACCUGUCACCCAAGAGGCACUGAUGGAGCACCUGACCACGUGCUUCCCAGGUGUUCCCACCCCAAGCCAAGAAAUUCUGCGGCACACGCUGAACACGCUGGUACGGGAGAGGAAGAUCUACCCAACCCCAGAUGGCUAUUUCAUCGUGACCCCGCAGACUUAUUUCAUAACUCCUUCCCUCAUAAGAACUAACAGUAAGUGGUACCAUUUGGACGAGAGGAUACCUGACCGGUCUCAGUGUACCUCCCCACAACCCGGAACCAUUACGCCCUCUGCGUCGGGCUGCGUCAGGGAAAGGACAUUACCCAGAAACCACUGCGACUCUUGCCACUGCUGCAGAGAAGACAUGCACAGCAUGCAUGCGUCGACUCUGCAGAGGAAACCUGCCAAGGACUGCAAAGACCCUUACUGCCCUCCUUCACUCUGCCAGGUGCCACCCACCGAAAAGAGCAAAAGUACUGUAAAUUUUUCUUACAAGACAGAAACUCUCUCCAAACCUAAAGAUAGUGAAAAGCAGUCUAAAAAGUUUGGGCUCAAGUUAUUCCGGCUAAGUUUUAAAAAAGACAAGACCAAACAGCUAGCCAAUUUCUCUGCCCAGUUUCCUCCCGAGGAGUGGCCGCUGCGAGACGAGGACACGCCGACGACCAUCCCUCGGGAGGUGGAAAUGGAAAUCAUUCGGCGUAUCAACCCGGACUUGACCGUGGAAAACGUCAUGAGGCACACUGCACUAAUGAAGAAGCUUGAAGAGGAAAAAGCACAUAGGAGUAAAGCCGGAUCCUCUGCCCAUCACAGCGGAAGAAGUAAAAAGAGUAGGACUCAUCGCAAGUCCCACGGGAAGUCUCGGUCACACAGCAAGACGCGAGUUUCUAAAGGAGACCCGUCGGAAGGUUCCCACCUGGACAUCCCAGGUGACAGAGAGUAUGACUUCUGUGAUCCUCUCACCAGGGCCCCCAGGGAGGGCUGCUUCAUCAUUGAACACAAAGGAGAGAACUUCAUUAUGCACAGCAACGCCAACGUGAUCGAGCCUCAUUUCCCCAUGACGCCAGAAUGGGAUGUGUCGGGGGAACUGGCCAAAAGGAGAACUGAGAUGCCUUUUCCUGAACCUUCCAGGGGAAGCUCCCACUCAAAAGUGCACCGAAGCCACAGCCAUACCCAGGACCGGCGGUCCAGGAAUGAAAGGUCCAACAAAGCCAAGGAGCGGUCCAGGUCCAUGGACAACUCCAAAGGCCCUCUGGGCGCCUCUUCUCUGGGGACGCCAGAUGACCUGGCCGAAGGCUGCAGCCAGGAUGACCAGACGCCUAUCCAGUCCUACAUCGACGACAGUACCCUGAGGCCUGCACAGACCUCCGGUCAUCAAAGGGCUCACAUUUUGUCCACAAGCUAUAAAGAGGUAUGUAUUCCAGAAAAAGUUGGUGGCAGCAAGGAACCAUCCAGCGCUUGUAGCCUCUUGGAGCCAGGCAAACCACCCGAGAGUUUGCCAUCCUAUGGUGAACUCAACUCUUGUCCGACAAAAACAGCCACGGAUGACUAUUUCCAGUGCAACACCUCCAGCGAGACAGUGCUCACGGCUCCGUCACCUCUGGGAAAGAAUAAAGAGGACCAUGACACUCUAGCCCUGGCUGAAGGGGUGAAAAAGCUGCCUCUUUCUGAUAGGCCAGCCCCACAUUCCUCCAGGGAGCCCGUGGGGCACAAGGAGGAGUCGCCAAAAGGGCCUGGUGGGGGCCCAGCUGCUCCCGGUGCAACGGCGGAAGGGAUCGCCAAUGGACGCCUCAUCCAGCAUCACGGCGCCGAGCCCAGCAGCCUGGACAAGAGGAAAGAGAUAUUCAGCAAAGACACACUCUUCAAACCUCUUCACAGCACCUUGUCUGUCAACAGCUAUCACAAGUCCAGCCUGUCCCUCCUCAAAUCUCACCCGAAGUCACCUGCCGACGCACUGCCAGGUCGAUGCGAGAAGCUAGAGCCAUCACCCCUGGGGACCUCGGGGGCACAAGUCCUACCAGCCCUCCAGCGUCAGCAGGAUUCUGGGGGGAACCAGGAAGCCUCAUUUGACUAUUACAACGUCUCCGAUGAUGAUGACUCUGAGGAAGGGGCAAACAAGACCACCGAGGAGGAAAAGAACAGAGAUGAUGUGGGCACCAUGCAGUGGCUCCUUGAGAGGGAGAAGGAAAGAGACUUGCAGAGGAAAUUUGAGAAGAACCUCACCCUUCUAGCCCCAAAAGAAACCGACAGCAGCAGCCACCAGAGAACCACCCAUUCGGCACGCCUGGACAGCAUGGACAGCAGCAGCAUCACUGUGGACAGCGGAUUCAACUCCCCACGCACUCGGGAGAGCCUGGCUUCCAACACGUCGAGCAUUGUUGAAAGUAACCGUCGGCAGAACCCCACCUUGAGCCCGGCCCACGGUGGAGCCGGCCCGGCCUUCAACUUCCGAGCAAGUACGGACCCCCCGACCAGCGACGCUGAGAAGUUACAGAAACCUUCCAACUGCUUGCAAGCUUCCGUGACUAGUGUGUGAGAGUCGUUCUGCCUCUGAUCUGCCUCGUUCGAUGCAGCCAAGUUUACGACACUGGGACUGAUGUUUACAUCUUUGGGAAGACAAGCAUCUCAACCACAGUUUUUGUGUUUACUUAAACUGUGCUGCUAAGUAGGCUAGAGCAAAACACAAAAGUCUUUCUUUCAGAGUAUUGCUUCUCCCAUGUAUGGCUCUGUAGCAACAGAAUAGCAGUAGGGGUGAUGUGUACACUUUUGCUUCACUAAUUGUACCCGAGCACCCAUAGGAACGUCUAGACGCUGUCCGUGUGAUGCGCAUUUUCGAUGUCAUGCAGUUUGCCAGUUCCACGUUUCAACGCCACGUUGAAACUCCCAGUCUGUGGGCAGAUGGUGCCGCAGAACUGAUUCUUGACACUUCCCCAAAAACAUGACGACAACAACAAAACAACACUAAGCCACCACAAAUUGUCCAGUGCAAGGGCCCAUUGUGAGGGACGCCAGUACCACCCUGCUCAGAAGGGACCCCAGCCCUCUGUGUGUGAAGCAUUUAGGCACCUGUCAUUUGUCACUGUGAGUGUGCGUGAAGCGGGUUCGCAGGCACACAGAGAAGUGUGUUGGGCGGGCCGUGAUGGCCGUGCUGGGAGCGUGUGUGUGCCGGAGUUUGUGUUUAAGGUCACAGAUGCUUGUCUGAGUUUGAACCUUCCGUCAUCACCCACAGGAAUAUAGGCCUUUGAUUCUGAAGUAGGUAAAAAGGAAGGGGUCCCCAGCCUGGCUGGGGCGCAGUGCUCAGUGAUGGGAGAGGUAAUGUGGACUUCCAAAAGGUGUUCGUCAAAGAUGUAAGGAAGAGCGUUUCCUCUUUGGGAUACUUAUGAUGAUCCUAGCUUAAGAGAAUAGAUACGAUAAUUAGUUUGUUUAAAAGCAAAAUGUUCUUUGUGAUACAAAUGAAGACUAUGGCCUGGGGAUGUUAUUCUUUCUAAUGGAAGGACAUAAAUCUAUUUUAUGUAGUUUUAAAUAGAAUGCCUAAAUUAGGCUGCGGGAGAUAAUUUUUAGUGGUUAGAGGAAAGAGCAGAUUUAGGGAGAGUUGAACUUCAGGCCUUUUAUUCCUGGGAAGAUAUCUAUAGAGAAAACUUUAACAUAAUUUUUGAUCAGAAAUAGAGAUGUGCCCAUGUAAUUAACCACAGAAUGUGCUCAUUCUGCAAGUGUGGUCCAAUUCUAACCUGUACUCCCCUGAAAUUGACCAGAAUGACACUUAUGCAUCCAUGAACUAUGCCAGAGUAAUGUUUACAGAUACUUUGUAACCAAUUUCAGGAGGCAUUUUUAGGUGGCUGUAUGGUUAUUAGCCCAACUUAUUUCAAAAUGGUUUGUUAACAUUUGGCUUUAGUUUACACUGUCACAUUGAAUACAAAGAAGCCAGUCAGCAGCAAGGGAAUGACGUGUAAGCUUCAGCCUUCUAGGAAAAAGACUUUUCAAAGUCCCCUUUGUUUUAUUUUACGAGGACAGCAGAAUAAAUCAGGAGAGAAUGGAAAAUUAUUUGCAAAAGGGUUACCUAGGACAUGAGCAGAUGGCCUGACCAAGAGUUUAUUUAGUUUAGUGGCGAGUGAUGUUUGGAGCCAUGUACCAUAAAAUAUAGAUCCAAAAAUAAGUCUACAGUGUCUUUUCCUCAGAUUUCAAUCAGUGGCAUAAAAUCUGUGGAACUCCUCUGUCCCCAUAUUAGGUUCAGUCCUGGCGAUCUGUUUAAAGAAUGCAGCCGUAUACAUUUGGUGCCCCCUCGUGCUUUAUCGGACAUUUGGAAGGUGCAUGGGAAACUAGACGUAUUGAGUUCAGGACAGGCUCAUUUUGUGUGCUUAGAGCGAAACCUCAGCCCACUUCUUGGUAAACUCCCUCACCACUAAAAUGCAUAAGUCAGCUGGCGUUCAGUGUCAUGCCUUAUUUCCUCCAAGGCAAUGCUUUGAUUGCUCAGAAAUGCACUGUUUGUCUCACUGCUUAAGUAUGUCCAGAUAUGCUUAAAUACCUCUUAGAUAACAUAUCUGAGAGACUGUAUACAGAGUCUGUUUCCUUGGGGAGUUGUAUACCAUACGGUUACUAAAUUCUUCUGUCUAAAUUCGUUUUUCCCCCCCAAAACCUGCUCUCAAGUGUUUAUCAUGCUAUCAGUUCAUAAAUAAUAUAACCAUUGAAACAAUCCAUCAGCCUCUAGUUGAUCCUCUAAAAGCAGCCAUUAUAAUAAUCAAAUACAGAGUGAACAGGAAAGCAAAGCAUUACCUUUAGAAGCUUUAAAAUAUGAAUUUAUCAAUAUUUCACAAGAAGUAGGUUUACAGAUGUUAUCCCAAUGAAAUGUGUACACGAUUUCCCUGAUGCUAUUGGGCACAUGAUUUGGAAAAAAAAAAAAAAAAGAAUUCCCUUAGACCAGCAGCCAUUAGCAUAGAAAUAAUGGACUUCAAAGAUGAUAGGAUGUAAGCAGACGUUCCAGGUAGAAAUAGCCUCAUCUGAACUAGUUGGGAUUCCUGAGUGGGAAAGGAGAGUGGCAGGAAGCGCAUUAUACACGCCACCCAAGACGGUCUAUGGUGAGGUUGUCAGUGACCAAACCCUCGGGCCACUCCGAACUUCACCAACAUCCUUGUCCUCCAGUGACGGGAGAGCUUUGUGCUCCACGGAUGCUUAGCUAGUCCUUACUUGGCGCGUGUCCCCUGAAAGGUUUACAAAAUUGGGUCUGGAUGAAGCUCCGUGUAGGGUUCAACUUUAAAAGGUCAACCCAUCUGUCAGCAUUUUGCACACUUAUGUAUUAUUAUGAUACAGCAUAUUACUUUAUGGUAAUUUUUAUUUUUACAUAUAACUACCUCCAUAAAUUUGAUGAAGCGGCAGCAGUGCGUUGAAGUGUAUAUUGUUCAGAAAAGCAAAGUUUAAAACUCGCGUGUCAUUAGGCCACGGCGUCCAGUGUGUGUGUCAGUGAUUGUCUGCGUGGACUCAUGACUUCUUCAUGGCCAUGGUUUCCUUUGAUGGCAUUAUCUCACCUUCAGACGCAAACCUGUCUCCCCUCGUGCCCACAGAAGCGCACUUGACUUUGUUAGGAAUGAUAGGAAGUUUUCAUUUCUUGCCUUUCCUUCUCCCCACCCCAGUUCCUGCGGAAAGGUCCCCCUGGUGAAGAGCCAAUUGGUAAACAUAACUUGGAGAGCUGUUGACUUCUGUAAAACUCUGGUUUCAGUUCUAGAUUCUCAUAGCAGAAGACACAUGAGAAAUCUGGACUGCCACCCUUGAAGCACUGUCUUGGGUCCUCUCUGCCACCAUAGCAAACCUACACUUCACUUCGGUGAGCAGAGCUGUGCUGUGUAGUUGUAACUUCUGUUACGUAGUUGGGGUUCCAUUCUGUAUAUGUUGCACAUCUCAGGGGACCUUCAUGGGCAUGUGAAAAGUGGGGGGAGGCUAGCAAAUUGAGAAAAUAAAUCAGAGGGCUGAAAGGGGACUAGCUGGAUAACGAAAACAAACAGUUGCUUCUCUGAUUUUGGGAAGCUCAAGGUCAGGAAGCAGAAAUUGAAAGUUAAUCUGGAAUAACAAUGAUCUGAUCUCCAGCUGUCCCAAACUCCCUUCUCCCCCCACCCCCAACCCAACCAGAGUUUCUAAAACGGGAAUUUCAAUUCUAUUGCAGUCACCUUGGGAACAAAAGAAAAAGAAAAGAAAACAACUCUUCAACGGAAACAAAAGCAUUGUUCCUUUGUUUAGGUUGGCACAGCUUUGCAAAAUUCUACCCAGGAUAAACCACUUACCACCACGAAGUGUACUUGAAAAUAAAGUUUUUAAUUUCAAUGAUAGGCAUAUUACUCACAAUACAAUAGUGAUCAUAUUUGGAAAAGUCACAUUUUUUAUAACAUGGGCAGUAUUUGGAGCUCAGUUAAAAACCUACAAUGACUUUACAAGUUCAUUUCUGGAUCUCAAAGUGCUUCCAAAGCAUUCAGAUUCACAAAUAACCCACCGGGCAGGUCCUAUUUGUAAUACCCAUACUUGAAACGCAUGAACAGAAGGAGUGACAAGAUUACCCAGAACACAGCGGCAGCUAAUCAACAAUCUCUUUUCUAUCUGUUUGAUAGACCAUCGUGAGAAAUCACUCAGUACAAUGCUAUUUUUUUCUGAUGUGUGCUAAUAAAGUCAAAGAAAACAAAUACAACUUUACACCUUUGUCCAUUUUCAUUCAAAAAGUUCAGGGUGUUUGGAAUUUCACACCUCGGUACCCCUCACUGCAUUGAUUUAGGAAGUGGGGGGGGGGCAAAGCGUCCCCUCACGUGCCACGGUGGUCAGAAGUCGAUCUAGACCUGCACCCUGUUUAUGGUUUCACACUGGGCUUUUGUCACCCCUGCGCUAAAACACUGUCUUUCGGGAACAUGGCUGCGCCUGCCGGUGGAAGGUGCUGAAAUGGACAUUUUCAUGAGUAUUCUUCGCAGCACUUCUUAGCGUGACAGAAAUUCAGUACCAUCGUCAGGCCCUGCUCUGAGGAAUCUGGGUUUCCGAGGGGGCUGGUCUAGUUCUAUGUAGUUUCUCAAAUUAGGAGAUAGAAGAUCCUCCAGGGGGACCUUCUCUCUGGCCACAGGCCAGCCAUGGGACCAGCUGGCAGCAUACUGGCAGGUGACAGUGGACCCCAGCAGAAGUGACCCUUUCUUUCCCUCUUCCCCAGCCCUUAGUCCUGUCCUGCCCAUUGUCAAGGCCGCCAGUACCCUUCUGUUCCUCAGUGACUUUCCUGUACAAGGUUAGUGCCAGAGAAGCAGGAAUGUGGGAGAAAUGAAUGCAAAAACCAUGGAAAACAUUGUUAUGCUUUGAGUUAGUGAAAUAUGGGCAGGAAAGAGAUUGCCAUCGGUCUGAUCUUUGCCAAGUAAGAUAAAGGAAAAAGCUGUCACUCCGUUCCUCUUCCAGAAGGGUUUACAGUAUUAAGGAAACAUCCAGGAUUUUCCCAUAGAUUUUUACAUAGGAGGCGUUUCAUAAAUUACAUAUAUCAAAAAGUCAUGAUUAAAUGUGUCCUGGUGUGUUUGAAACGGACAUCAGCAUCUCCCGGGUCGAGUUCCGCACGGUGUCUCUUGCAGCAGCAUCCCAGAUGGGCCCCCAGCGAUGGGCCCCUGACCCAAGACCCUGUGUUUUCACAGUCAUGUUGUCUGUGGCUCACAGUUGCUGAUUUGCAAGGUUCGGAAUUCCACAAGGCUCAAAGGGGGGCUCAGCCUCCUUCUUAUGAUUGUAUAUUAUCAGUUAUUGGGCUUUAAAUUGCUCCUGUUGGCUUCAAAUGUGAACACACACACACACACACACCCACCCACCCAGCCAAUGAGGGAAGGGGCUGCUUCCCAGGUGAGGCAGUGAUGACAGGAAACCCAUGCAAGGCUAGGAGCUUGGCUGGUCCGCAUACCGCUGCCUACCUCCCUGUCCAAAGGUUGACCUUGGCACCCCCGUUCCUUUGCUCCCACCCAAAAGAGGUACCAAAUCUGAGAUCUGAGAUGUCCUCCAAUAUCAGUCCUCUGCAGUUCCAGGAAAUUUACCAUGAACGACACGCUCUGCAGCUCCUCACCUUCCUGCCCUCCAAGUCCUCCCCCUCCUCCCUGUCUCCCCACCUAGAUACCCAUCCACCGCCGUGGUUUCCACGUUGGAAGGGCGAAGUAGUGUGUGGUAUUGUGCACACAGGAUGGGUUAGCCCCAGAGCUAACCUCGGGUCGCCUUCCUGUAAGUACUGACAACUACAAAUUAAGGUCCUUAGAGUAGUUGACAUAGAUACAACUUUCUAGCAGAGAAUUAAAUUUCAGCGUUCAGUUUAAAGGGAUCAUAAUUCUGCAGGUAUCUUCCUCUGAGUGACUGAAUGUGACCAUUGCAUUAGGGGUACAUGAAUUAAGAAGUGCAAGUGGGAUUUACUGUAUGUUAGAACGGAGUUUUGCAGCCAAGACUGCCUUGAAAAAAAAAUGUGUUUGCACUGAAAAAAAAAUUUAAAUUACUUGGUCUCUGGUUGCUGUAAAGGUCAUCCAAGAUGGAUGUUCUGUUUAUAUUGUAUAGUAUUUCAUAUGAAAUAAUUACAGUUCAUGAAAUGUCUUCCCUAAUGUUACUGAUUUAUAACAGCACAUUUGUAACAUGGUUUUUAUCGUGUUGGUGUGCCAUAUUGUAAAUGAUGAUUACUUGUCAUGCUUAGUAUAAUAACUUAAAAGAACAAAAAAGCACAGGGAUUUUUGUAAGUCUAUAUUUGAAAGUCCCUCCAUAUGGUAAUAU
Messenger RNA from Artibeus jamaicensis (Jamaican fruit-eating bat), 10372 nucleotides. RefSeq names its product storkhead box 2 (gene STOX2). Gene Ontology annotation, molecular function: DNA-binding transcription activator activity, RNA polymerase II-specific; RNA polymerase II transcription regulatory region sequence-specific DNA binding. The transcript is spliced from 4 exons. Gene Ontology annotation, biological process: positive regulation of transcription by RNA polymerase II. The coding region runs from base 1389 to 4172 and encodes 927 amino acids. Gene Ontology annotation, cellular component: cytoplasm; nucleus. Lineage: Eukaryota; Metazoa; Chordata; Mammalia; Chiroptera; Phyllostomidae. The record is from RefSeq and is a predicted model, not a curated record.